Messenger RNA from Entelurus aequoreus (snake pipefish), 3467 nucleotides. It is a transcript of the gene syt6a, whose product is annotated as synaptotagmin VIa. The record is from RefSeq and is a predicted model, not a curated record. The transcript is spliced from 7 exons. Gene Ontology annotation, cellular component: membrane. Gene Ontology annotation, biological process: regulation of calcium ion-dependent exocytosis; cellular response to calcium ion; regulation of dopamine secretion. Gene Ontology annotation, molecular function: calcium-dependent phospholipid binding; calcium ion binding; syntaxin binding. Bases 260 to 1516 code for a protein of 418 amino acids. Lineage: Eukaryota; Metazoa; Chordata; Actinopteri; Syngnathiformes; Syngnathidae.
AGGAAAAGUGACUUUAACGGACGCUACUUUUGGCCUCCUGCUCGCCGUGUUUGUGCUCUGCGGCCUGGUUCUGCUGGGCCUCCUGGCCUUUGGCUCCUGGAAGCUGUGCGGGCCGUCCGGCCGGAGCAAAGCCAGCUUCCCCGGUCCGUCCCGGAGCCCGGAGCACCACCCGCUGCAGCCGGCCUCGCCGCCGCCGCCGCUGCCGGGCCCCCACCACCACUACCAGCAGCAUCGACAGCAGUGGCAGCCGGCGGUUACCAUGGCGACAGAGAAAGUGAAAGACCCCGUGGGCCCUAUGGGCUUCCUGGAGGCGGCCGUGAAGAUAAGUCAUACAUCUCCUGACAUCCCCACCGAUGUUCAGCUCUCCAUGAGGGAGCACUUCCUGCGCCGCACGCAGCGCAUGCAGAGGCAGACCACGGAGCCCGCCUCCUCCACCCGGCACAACUCCUUCAAGAGACACCUUCCCCGGCAGAUGCAGGUGGGCAGCCUGGACCUGGGCAACGACUUCAUGUUGGACAAGGAGGAGAAGUCCACCAGCAUCGGCCGCAUCCAGCCGGAGCUCUACCAGCAGAAAACCUUGGAGUCGGAGGACUCGUCCAAGAACGGCAGCAGCAAAAACUGCGGCAGGAUUAACAUCUCCCUCAAGUACGACUACGACAGCGAGGGCCUGGUGGUCAACAUCAUCCAGGCGGAGGACCUGCCCGCCAAAGACUUGUGCGGCACGUCCGACCCUUACGUCAAGAUCUACUUGCUGCCCGACCGCAAGAAGUUCCAGACGCGCGUCCACCGGAAGACCCUCAACCCCACCUUCGACGAGAGCUUCCACUUCCCCGUGCCUUACGACGAGCUGGCCGCCAGGAAGCUCCACAUGAGCGUCUUCGACUUUGACAGGUUUUCCCGGCACGACAUGAUCGGGGAGGUGGUGCUGGAAAACCUGUUUGAGAUGUCCGACCUGUCCCGCGACACCAACAUUUGGAGGGACAUCGACUACGCCACCAGCGAGAGCGUGGACCUCGGUGAGAUCAUGUUCUCACUCUGCUACCUCCCCACUGCUGGCAGACUCACACUGACGGUCAUCAAGUGCAGGAACCUGAAGGCCAUGGACAUCACUGGAUACUCAGAUCCGUACGUGAAAGUGUCGCUUAUAUGCGACGGCCGGCGUCUGAAGAAGAAGAAGACGAGCAUCAAGAAGAACACUUUGAAUCCCACCUACAACGAGGCCAUCAUCUUCGACAUCCCGCCUGACAGCAUGGACCACGUCAGCCUGCACAUCUCCGUCAUGGACUACGACUUGGUCGGUCACAACGAGGUCAUCGGCGUGAUGCGGGUGGGCUGCAAGGCCGAGGGUCUGGGCAGGGACCACUGGAACGAAAUGUUGGCUUACCCUCGCAAACCCAUCGCACACUGGCACCCCCUGCUGGAGUCCAAGAAGUCGGAGAAGGAGUGGAAAGCGAGGACGGCGAGCUUUGACAGCCAGGGCUCCUGCCCCUCCCCUCGCCCCCCAGCGACACCCUGAGAGGCGCCACCUGAGACCCCACCCCCCGCCACCCAGUGUGGGGGUUAAGCGGCGGUGGUGCCGCUGUGUUUCCUGCCUCCUGCUGCUCCACUUCCUGUCUGUCUGACUGUGUACUCACCCCCCAACCAGGCUCCUUCCUCCCACUCCCGCCUUCAGCAGGUCAGAUCAGACGUUUGGGCGUUUGAGGGCAUCGCGGUGGGCCGUCCCUCCUGGCUUUCCAGAAGGUUAAACCAAGCGCAUAGUCCUUGUCGACGGGAAGGUCCGGGGGUUUACCGCGGGAGAUUUCUUCGUCUGAAACAGGAAGUCAGAGGAGACAAAAAUAAAAUAAGUGUUGCGUAUAAAAAAACAAAAGUAAAAAAAAAAAAUUUUGUGUUAAAUCAACAACAAUAUUAUGUAAUAUUUGAUUUUUCCCCGCUAAGCGACUUUGCAGCCAAAAUGGAAGAUGUGUAAUUGUUUUGUUUAAAUUGAUUUAAACAAUCUUAAUAUUAAUAAAAACUUAAUUCAAUUAAAAAAUAGGUUAUGACUAGGGCUGCAACUAACGAUUAAUUUGAUAAUCGAUUAAUCUGUCGAUUAUUACUUCGAUUAAUCGAUUAAUAAUCGGAUAAAAGAGACAAACUACAUUUCUAUCCUUUCCAGUAUUUUAUUGGGAAAAAAAACAGCAUACUGGCACCAUACUUAUUUUGAUAAUUGUUUCUCAGCUGUUUGUACAUGUUGCAGUUUAUAAAUAAAGGUUUAUUUAAUUUUUAUUUAUUUAUUUUUUUUAAAGCUUCUGUGCAUGCGCAUAGCAUAGAUCCAACGAAUCGAUGACUAAAUUAAUCGGCAACUAUUUUUAUAAUCGAUUUUAAUCGAUUUAAUCGAUUAGUUGUUGCAGCCCUAGUUAUAACCCAUAACACUGAAUCAGUGCCAUUUACUUUCUCUCCUUUUUUCAAACCCUAAAUCUGACAAUACACAUAUUUAAAUUCACUUCAGCACAAUGAUCCUGAGCCAAAGAUAACAGGAGUGAGUUUUUAAUCACAUCAAAUAAACACAAAUGACAAACAUGUACGACAGGAAAACGUAACAACGAAAUAAUGCGCUGCAUUGUCAACCCUCUGUCAUAGUUGAAAUAUGAUACAUCAUAAAAUAACUUAAUUUUCUUCGUCGCAUGGCCCGCAGAGGAUGUGAAUGAUGCAACUUCCUGUGGACCAUGUGACCUGUGAAAUGUCUUUUAUUUAUUUUUUUUUAGUAUAAUUGUACUUUGGAGAAGAAGUGACACGAAUAUGUAAAAAAAAAAACAUGUAUGUUUUCAAUGGUUAUAUUUCAUGGUAAAGUCUAACAACUAUUUUUCCAAUGUUCAAAGUAGUUUAAAUCCAUCUUUUAAAUUGUACUUAUUAAAUAUGCAAUCCCAUUAAUUGCUUCAUAAAAUGAGCACGUACAGUUAACUUUAUCCUGCUUUUAUACAUUUAAUAAUGGCACUGGUUGGGUGGAAACGCCCAUAAAUAAAUGAGCACAAGUCGUCACUUUCUCCGGGCGUUUUUUUCCCCUCCUUGGUGGUUUCUCCUCGUUUUGUACAUUUUCGUGUAUAUUUUCACGUACAGUUGUGUUUCUUUCCCGGUAACCAGAGCGCGCGUGCGGCGCGUGCAUGAAGCAGCCAUGUUUGAGCCUACACAGUGUGGCGUAACCAACGGUGAUGUUUGGGGAACUAAACAAUCCCUCUUCUGAUACAAUCACACGGACGCACGAAAAAAGUGUGCAAAAAAAAAAAAAGGAACGAAAUGAGCAGUUUGGUAGCAGCAGAACAUGGCGGCGAAAAACAUUAAAAGUAGCGAGCUUAAAUGAACGUCACGAAAAACUGUCGAUGCCAAAUUGUACGCACACGACGGCGCAGCAGCGUCACUAAACACAUGCAACUUCACAAAAAGCAACGACGUCUGAAAGACACACGAACCCUCAAAACACAAAGCAAGUGCAA